Camellia sinensis is the source of this 1666-nucleotide messenger RNA. NCBI's taxonomy places the organism in Eukaryota, Viridiplantae, Streptophyta, Magnoliopsida, Ericales, Theaceae. The record is from RefSeq and is a predicted model, not a curated record.
UCUAUAGUGAAUCCCAAAGAAAAUGAUUAUAGAUUAUGAAUUUAUGAUACAGAGGAGGAAAACAGGGGACAUUGGGCAGGAGAAGUCAGAGAGAAACAGGUCAUAUUGUCUUCUCCACUCUUCACAAAAGCCAUUUACAGUCUCUCAUUACAACUUAUCAUUUACCACCGAAUAACAGUCCAUAGCUGUUCAAUUAUGCAACCAUACUAUCCCAUAACUGCAUUGCACAAAUACAAACCAAAUGCUACAUUCUCUUAGUGCAAAUCCAAACCAAACCAACUCCACCAUAAUACUCUUCUUCACCUAAAAAAUGCUGCACAUAAGCUGCAUUUUCUUGAUCUCUCUUCUGAGCUCAUUCUCUCCACUUGGGUUAGCAAUGCUCAACCUAAAUUUGCCUGGUCAGCACCCAAAUCCUGAGGCUGUUGUCCAAGAACUCCAAAGAAGAGUGAAUGAUUCACUAUCAAGAAGACAAAUGCGAUCAACCACCACCACCACAUCCACAUGCCCAACGGGCAACCCAAUCGAUGACUGCUGGCGGUGUGAUCCAAACUGGCAGAAACGCCAGCGCCUCGCCGAUUGCGCCAUUGGCUUCGGCCAAUACGCCCUCGGCGGCAAAGGCGGCCGAAUUUACAUUGUCACGGAUUCCACCGACCAUGACGCCGUCAAUCCCCUCCCCGGCACCCUCCGGUAUGCUGUCAUACAAGAGGAACCCCUUUGGAUCGUCUUCUCCACCAACAUGAUCAUCCACCUCUCCGAAGAACUCAUCUUCAACUCCUACAAAACCCUCGAUGGCCGUGGUGCCGACGUCCACGUCACUGGCGGUGGCUGCAUCACCCUCCAGUACAUCACCAAUGUCAUCAUUCACAACAUCCAUGUCCACCAUUGUUAUCAGUCAGGCAACACUAACGUGCGGUCGAGCCCAACGCACUACGGUUAUAGAACCGAAUCAGACGGCGACGGAAUAUCCAUAUUCGGAGCAAGAGACAUCUGGGUAGAUCACUGCUCGCUCUCAAACUGCAAGGACGGUCUGAUCGACGCAGUGAUGGGAUCGACAGGGAUAACGAUAUCGAACAAUUAUUUCUCGCAUCAUAACGAGGUGAUGUUGUUGGGACACAGCGACGAUUACUUGCCGGAUUCGGGAAUGCAGGUGACGAUAGCGUUCAAUCAUUUUGGAGAGAAGUUGGUGCAGAGGAUGCCGAGGUGUAGGAGAGGAUUUAUACAUGUUGUGAAUAAUGAUUUUACUCAAUGGGAGAUGUAUGCCAUUGGUGGGAGUGGAAGUCCUACUAUUAAUAGCCAAGGGAAUCGUUACAUUGCUCCUUUUAAUUCUAAUGCUAAAGAGGUAACAAAGAGAGUGGGGACAGAGCAAGAAGAAUGGAGAGAUUGGAAUUGGAGGAGUGAGGGGGACAUUAUGGUAAAUGGAGCAUUCUUUGUGGCAUCUGGUGCUGGUGUUGAGAUCAAGUAUGAGAAGGCUUACAGCGUGGAGCCCAAAUCUGCUUCCUUCAUUGACCAGCUCACCUUGAAUGCCGGUGUCCUUGGUUCCAGGUCCAUUCUCUCUCUCUCUCUCUCUCUCUCUUUUUCAUUUUCUUUUUCUUUUUCCUUUAACGAAGCCAAUAUUAUGUUGGGCUGGCCCAAAUUGAGCCAGUGGGCCUAAAGGUUACCCUUGGGU